Messenger RNA from Brassica napus (rape), 1730 nucleotides. RefSeq lists its product as uncharacterized. Lineage: Eukaryota; Viridiplantae; Streptophyta; Magnoliopsida; Brassicales; Brassicaceae. The transcript has a single exon. The coding region runs from base 652 to 1125 and encodes 157 amino acids. The record is from RefSeq and is a predicted model, not a curated record.
AUGUGUUAACAAAUCCUCCAUGAAUUAAAAUACCAUUUAUACAAUCAUAAACUUUUAGAUAAAUGUAGUUUUUAUUUAAAACAUUACAAAUAAACAAAAUUAUCUAAAAUUAUGGAGAAUAGAACAAUUAAACAAGACUAACUAAAAUUAUGGAGAAUAUGACAAAUCAACAAAUUCACUUCUCAAAUAAUAUUAUAGAUAUUAUAAGAGCAAGUUAAUGAAAACUAUUCUGAAGUUAAUUAAAUAGAAGGGUUUAAUUUUAAAAAAAAUACGAGAUUGUUUGAUAGCAUGACUAGGAAAUGGUCAAUUGAAUAGAAAAUGUCAACGAUCUCUUUGCUCUGUGGAUCAACUCAUUCCACGUGACAGCUCAUGCUUCAUAAUCAAAGUCUAUAGUAAAACCCAAUGAAUUUUGGUAAAUUACCUAUGAUAAACAUACCACCCUAAAAUAGUAGAUUAAAUUUAUCAUCCAUAAUUAAGAUACUCUAAGCAGAUAUAUAUGUAUGGCAUAUGACAUGUUUUGUGUGUUUCUUUCAAUAGUUAUAUAAACACUUUUAAGUGGUGUUCGUAAAAAGGAACGUUUGAAGGAGGGAAAACAAAAAUCUAGAAAACGAGUAGUGAAGGACUUUUACAAUUUCAACGUCUCUAGUACCGAUGCUUGAUAUUUCUUGUUGGCCAAGUCUCUCGAAGAAGACUCGGUCGUCGUUUUAUUCUUCUAUAAAUCAUGCCUUAAGCCCCAACUGCAUAUAUAAUCACAUAAACACACAAUCCAACAUACAUUUUAGACAUCAAUUACCAAACAAAACACUGAUAAUUUUUCUAUCUAUUUAUUUCAAGAUCGUUAUUUGUGAAUCAUUCUCAAUUUACACGAACGCAAUAAUGAACGACAAAACAUUGGUCUCUAAACCUAGCAGACCAGACAACAUCCCCAAGCUACUGGAUCGUAAGGAGAAUCAAGGCAUGAUUCAAGAUGACGAGCGUUCUAAGCUUGAUAGCCGCAUUAAUAUCCACACGACACGCUCUCGAGGGGGCAGUCUAAUCGAGGAGGUCAUCGACAAGCUUGAGAGAUUCAAAGUACGUACGGUUAACAUCUUGGUGGGAGUAGAAGAUGACGAACAGAAAAAAUAAAGAAGUACCAAAUUUUGAAUUCAUUCGUUCAAUUCUAACCAACAAGACCUCACCUGUCCAUUGCUCUUCAUGUGCAAUGAUUUUUUUUAUUAAUCUCCAAGCCUAUGUAUGGGCCUAUAAGGGCCGGGUCACCAAAAUUGUGGGCUACAUGGGUCGUUAAAGUUUAAAAGCUCAUAUAGGUCACAUAUGUUCCAAUUUUUUUUUUUAAUUAAUAUCUUCCAUACAUAUCAAAGGGUUCUAAUUUGUCAAUUGUUAUUGUUAAAUAAACUGUUUCUUUGGAAACAUAUGUUGUUUUAAACUAUUUUAUGUAUAGAUUCGGAUGCAUUGUGUAGUUGACAAGCGUCUCUAGUGCUUGAAAACAAAUUCAAAACGUUACCAGUAUGAGAAAAUAAUCUAUAUUAAAACAUCAAAGUUGGUCAGUUAAAAAAAACAUCGGUGGGAUUUACUCAGUUUCUUAAUAUUAAAAUAAAUUAAAACAAUUGUGAAAUACUCAAUUUUAAAAUAAUAUAUACUAUUAUUUGCGAAGUGACUUUUCGAGCUCUCACGUUAUAGGCUACUGCCGCCAUCUCCGGGAUCAAGAAUGUUCCUAACCAAAUACGUUUAGG